This is a messenger RNA of Chiloscyllium plagiosum (whitespotted bambooshark), 641 nucleotides long. Lineage: Eukaryota; Metazoa; Chordata; Chondrichthyes; Orectolobiformes; Hemiscylliidae. The record is from RefSeq and is a predicted model, not a curated record.
GGAAGAUUCCAAUCCACUGACGAUGCCUCAUGAAGGUGAAUUACAUUAAACUUUCAGCAUUGGAUGAAUUGUUGGAAUUUUAUUGUUUGUAUUAUUAGUACAAUUUAUAUUGUUCCUUCUCAGAAUAAGGAAACAGCUAACUUGAAAAUUACCCACUCCCUGUCUAAAGCCCACUGGUUUUGCCUAUUAGGUUGUCCAUCAUGAACUUCUGGCUCUUUCUGGGCAGUGUGGCGGUAUCUAUUCUGGCUGCAGCCUCAACAGGCACAUUUGAUUCGAAAUUGGAUGAAGACUGGAAAAAUUGGAAAUCACAACAUGGGAACCAGUACAUCAAGGAUGAGGAGAGCUACAGGAGAAUGAUAUGGGAGGACAAUAUGAGAUACAUCGAAAAACACAACAUCGAACACUCAUUGGGAAAACACACAUCUAAAGUGGGAAUGAACAAAUUUGCAGCUCUGGUGUGUACAGGAUGUAUCGUCUGAGAUCUAUUUGAUGCUGGUCAUUGUGAAAUUGUGAAGCUAUAUAAUUGUGAAGUUAUAUUCAGCUACAGGAGCAGCACUUGGACAUUUGGUCCUCCAAGCUGACUCACUCAUUCAGUACACUCAAUGACUGAUCUCACUUUACUCCAAAUUGUUGAUUCCUUC